This is a messenger RNA of Ipomoea nil (Japanese morning glory), 2170 nucleotides long. RefSeq names its product F-box protein At5g51370-like. The record is from RefSeq and is a predicted model, not a curated record. Gene Ontology annotation, cellular component: SCF ubiquitin ligase complex. Lineage: Eukaryota; Viridiplantae; Streptophyta; Magnoliopsida; Solanales; Convolvulaceae. Gene Ontology annotation, biological process: SCF-dependent proteasomal ubiquitin-dependent protein catabolic process. Gene Ontology annotation, molecular function: protein binding. The coding region runs from base 307 to 1800 and encodes 497 amino acids. The transcript is spliced from 2 exons.
AUUCAAAUUUGAGGGAACGAAUCGAAACAAAAAGUCAAAAAGCGCAAACAAUUGAAUUAAUUACAAAAAUGUGGGAUGGACCCCACUUGUAGGUGUCCGUUGGCAACAGUAAACUCAAAAUCCGAAACCUUUUUUCUCCCUUCCAACUAACACCAAUCUCUGGCCUUACCAGACCGAGAAAUCAAGAACACUUCACCGCAAAAUCAGAUCCAUUCAAGAAAACUCUCCAAAUCUCUGAAUUCCCAAACUUCUUCCCAAAAGAUGCUGCAACCCUUCAGACCAGAACCAGAACCGGAGAUCUAAACGAUGUCGUGUUUGGCUGAAGACCCAAAGGCUGUUUCUUCUCCGGCCCGGAGAUGGUCUGGGCUAUGGAUGAAGAACAAGAAAGCUAUAAACAAUGUCCUCUUCGCUAUGCACCUUCAAUCUUUACCCAAACCCCCUAAAAAUUCCCACCCCGUUUCCUCUUCUCCGCAGUCGAUUAAGGCCCAAGACUUCGCCGUUCCGGUGCCGGUCUCCGAUCGGACCUCACUCCUCGCCGACGAAACCCUUCUCUAUAUUCUCUCUAAGCUCCCGGAUUCUCAAAGGAACUCCAAUUCUCUCGUGUCCAAGCGGUGGCUCAAUCUCCAGGGCCGCCUUGUUAGGUCCCUCAAGCUCCUUCAAUGGGACUUCCUCGUCUCCGGCAGGUUAUUUCACCGGUUCCCCAACCUCAUCCACGUCGAUUUGGUCAACGGCUCCGUGGUUUCGCCGCGAAACUCCGGUAUUUUCUGUUCCAACAACGCUGUUUCCUUCCAUGUCGAUUCUAUCCUUAAUCCCAACGACAAUGGCUCAAAAAUCCUGUUGGGGUCCCAGGAAAUCGACGCGGGGCUGGAGGUUUUAGCCAAUGGGUACCCCAAUUUACGAAGACUCUCGGCGAUGAACGCUAGCGAGAUGGGCGUUUUGAGCGUGGCGGAGGACUGCCCAACUCUGCAAGAACUGGAAUUGCACAAUUGCAACGACCAGGUCCUGCGGGGGAUCGCCGCGUGCCACAAUUUGCAGAUAUUAAGGUUGGUCGGAAACCUCGACGGGUUUUACAAAUCCUCGGUGUCGGAUGUCGGGUUGACGAUAUUAGCGCAGGGGUGUAAGAGGCUUGUGAAGCUGGAGUUGAGUGGGUGCGAGGGGAGCUAUGAAGGGAUCAAAGCCAUUGGGCAGUGUUGCCAGAUGCUGGAGGAGUUGACGAUCUGUGAUCAUAGGAUGGAGGAUGGGUGGUUAUAUGCUCUUUGUUAUUGUUGGAGUUUGAGGACUUUGAGGUUUGUGUCGUGUGGGAGGAUUGAUAGGAGAAGUUCGGAGUUUUCUGAGGAAAUUGGGUUUUGUCCCACUCUUGAAAGAUUGCAUUUGGAGAAAUGUCAAUUGCGAGAUGGGAGUAGUUUGGGGGUAUUGUUUUCUGUUUGUCAAGAAGUUAGGGAAGUUAUGUUCCACAACUGCUGGGGAUUGGACAAUGAUAUGUUCAGAACUGCUCUUAUUUUCAGGAGAGUGAAGUUCCUAUCCAUAGAGGGCUGCUCUCGACUCACAAUCGAGGGUCUGGAGCAUGUUCUCCUGUCGUCGAAGGAGCUUCGGAGCCUGAGAGUGGUGUCCUGUAAGAGCAUAAAGGACAGCGAAACCAGCCAGGCGCUUUCUGCGCUGUUCUCCUCGCUCAAGGAUCUGAAAUGGAGACCGGAUACAAAGUCGCUCGUUUCUGCCACCAUUGCUGGAUCUGGCAUGGGGAAAAGAGGCAGUAGGUUCUUCAGAAAGGGCUGUGACUGGAAGUCUCUGCCUGGUGCAUAAACCCUUUCCUAGCUUCCUUCAUGCAAUUCUGCAAGCUUUGAAUGAAUGUGGCCUUCCUCACUGCCAUUUUCAAUGUACCAAUUCUAAGUAAUCCUGCCUAGCUUGUGUUGUUUCAGUGUACCAAUACUAAGUAAUCUGGCCCUGUACUAUAUCAAUGUUAUGUAGUGUAAGGUACCCAUGGAGUGUUGGAUGCGAUGACAGAAAUCUCUUCGUCUAAAGACUCUUAAGAUUCUAUUGCAGGGCGUCUAUUAUUAUAAUUUAUUGUACCAAUAUUAUAUUUAUUUGAGUAGGUUAAUGUUGUAAACUUAUAAUUCACUAUGACUUUGGUGAAUCCUUAAAGAGGUUAGGGGACAUUUGGUUUAUACCUCAA